AUGACAAAAACAAUAAACAUUUUGGUUUCGACCUUCCCGGGACUGGGCGCAGCAUCUACCGUCUCCUUCCCUAUCGAAUCAACUUCAGCAGCAUCAGAGAUAUGGGAUCAACUGGAGCUCCGGGUGGCUCUUCCAAAUCAGCGCCUCUUCCUCACCACAUACUGCAAUAAGAACAUCUCAUCAACAUCGACACAACGAGUCCAGUCUCUUCUACCAGACCCCAGCAAUGACUUUCUUUCACUCCGACUCUCAGCCCCGUUAUGCGGUGGCAAGGGUGGCUUUGGGUCCCAGCUCCGUGCUGCCGGUGGUCGCAUGUCAUCAAAAAAGAAGAGCACAGGCGACAAUAACGGAUCAAGUCGUAACCUGGAUGGACGUCGUGUCAGGACUGCCAACGAGGCCAAGGCGCUGGCCGAGUACCUGGCCAUCAAGCCCGACAUGGAGAAGAAGGAAAAGGAGAAACGGCGGAAGAGAUGGGAGGAGAUCGUUGAGAUGACGGAGAAGAAGGAGCACGAGAUCAGGUACGGAGGGAAGGGGCGGCUCGACGGAAAGUGGGUGGAGGACAAGGAGGAGGCAGGAGAGAGGACAAGAGAUGCCGUCCUCGCAGCUCUUAUGGCGGGAAACAUUACCGACAACAUGAUGGUCACUCCAGGCUCCAGCAGCAAAGAGACUGCUGUGCCGCUAGAGGAGGCUUCUAGCGACGAGGAUAUGGCCGAAGAUGGUGAGGGUGAGAGUUCAGCUCCAACUUCGCCACCAUCAGAGCCUGAAAAGGUUGACAAAGGAAAGGGAAAGGAAAAGACACCGACCCAAACGAAGGCCCCGGCGAAGAACAUGAAGUUCAGUGGCUUUGACGAAGAUGACGAGUUCAUGAGCUCGAGCGAUGAGGAUGAAAGCAAAUAG
Messenger RNA from Pyricularia pennisetigena, 897 nucleotides. RefSeq lists its product as uncharacterized. Lineage: Eukaryota; Fungi; Ascomycota; Sordariomycetes; Magnaporthales; Pyriculariaceae. The transcript has a single exon. The coding region runs from base 1 to 897 and encodes 298 amino acids. Gene Ontology annotation, cellular component: nucleus. The record is from RefSeq and is a predicted model, not a curated record.